Ostertagia ostertagi is the source of this 240-nucleotide messenger RNA. The record is from the annotation of a GenBank genome assembly. NCBI's taxonomy places the organism in Eukaryota, Metazoa, Nematoda, Chromadorea, Rhabditida, Trichostrongylidae.
UCACACCUAUGGUCGGACAAAUACCGCCCUCGCAAGCCCACGUACUUGAAUCGGGUCCAGACAGGAUUCGAUUGGAACAAGUACAACCAGACACAUUAUGACAUGGACAAUCCGCCGCCGAAAAUCGUUCAGGGCUACAAGUUCAAUAUUUUCUACCCUGAUCUACUGGAUCCGACAAUUACUCCUUCGUUCACAGUCACCCCUUGCGACGAUCCUGAUUUUGCCGUGUUACGGUUCAAG